AUGUUCCGUCCCGCCGCUCGAGCGCUCGCCCGCGCGCCCACUGUCGCAGCCCGUACACCAGCGAACAGGCGAUUGAUAAGCACCGGUCCGUCCAAGUCGAGAAGCUGGAAGAACACAAUCUUCCGCUUGGGCUUGGCUGGUGGUGCUGUCUACUACUACAACACUAGCAGUGUUUUCUCCGAGGAGCCGAAGUUCUCCCUUCUCUCUUCGAUCCGCAAACAAAAUGGCGAAGACGCCAAUCCCCAGACCCUUGACUCCAUCACUCCCAAGAUUCGACAAGAACGUGCUGCUGCGCAGGCCCAGAAGAACGAGUCCGCCGCUUUGGAAGGUGGAUUAAACCCCCAGGAGCUCCAGGAGGAGGCUGGUCAGGAGGCCGCAUUCAACCCGGAGACCGGCGAGAUCAACUGGGACUGCCCAUGCCUCGGAGGCAUGGCCCACGGACCCUGCGGAGAGGACUUCAAGGCCGCUUUCAGCUGCUUCGUGUACUCCGAAGAAGAAACUAAGGGCAUUGACUGUAUUGAUAAGUUCAAGGCCAUGCAAGACUGCUUCCGUCAAUACCCCGACGUCUACGGUGCCGAACUCGAAGAUGACGAUGAGCCUCAAGCCGAUGCUCCCGCCCCUUCUGAAAUUCCCCCUACCGCUGCUGAGCUAGAUGCCUCCUCGCACCCCGAUGACAAGCACAGCCGUGCCAAGGACGUCAAUGAGCAGAUGAAGGCCGAGACUGCCCAAGUGGGCGAGAACCCCGAGGGCGAUUCCCUCAUUCCCAAGGCUGCGCACGAUACCGAGGAUAUGAACCAGACCAGCAAAGCUUAG
Penicillium soppii is the source of this 813-nucleotide messenger RNA. Its product is annotated as coiled-coil-helix-coiled-coil-helix domain-containing protein. The record is from RefSeq and is a predicted model, not a curated record. Gene Ontology annotation, cellular component: mitochondrial intermembrane space. The coding region runs from base 1 to 813 and encodes 270 amino acids. Gene Ontology annotation, molecular function: protein-disulfide reductase activity. NCBI's taxonomy places the organism in Eukaryota, Fungi, Ascomycota, Eurotiomycetes, Eurotiales, Aspergillaceae. The transcript has 3 exons. Gene Ontology annotation, biological process: protein import into mitochondrial intermembrane space.